UCCAGUGGCUCUGCGAACAGGGAGCCCGCUGCUGCCACCUCAACAUGGAGUAGCGAGAGCCCUGCAUUUACUGCUAAGAAACGGAGCCUAAAAGGAGAAAAGCACGGCGGCUUCUGUUCACUUCAUCCCCGCAAGUCCCCGCAAAUGCUACAACGGCUACCAUUUUUUAAAAGCGUUUAAGCUAGCUCGGCUUUUCUUUGAAAGAUGGCGAACGACUCUCCAGCUAAAAGUCUGGUAGACAUCGACUUGGCUUCAUUGCGGGAUCCAGCCGGGAUAUUUGAAUUGGUGGAGGUAGUUGGAAAUGGCACCUAUGGACAAGUAUACAAGGGACGACAUGUCAAGACUGGACAGCUGGCUGCCAUCAAGGUCAUGGACGUCACAGAGGAUGAAGAGGAGGAAAUUAAACUGGAGAUCAAUAUGCUGAAGAAGUAUUCCCACCACAGAAACAUAGCCACCUACUACGGCGCUUUCAUUAAGAAGAGCCCCCCAGGACAUGACGACCAGCUAUGGCUGGUGAUGGAGUUCUGUGGUGCUGGUUCGAUCACAGACCUGGUGAAGAACACCAAGGGGAACCAGCUAAAGGAAGACUGGAUUGCAUACAUCUCCAGAGAGAUCCUCAGAGGUUUGGCCCAUUUACAUGCCCACCACGUCAUUCACAGAGACAUUAAGGGUCAGAACGUCCUGCUAACAGAAAAUGCAGAAGUCAAACUAGUGGACUUUGGUGUGAGUGCCCAGUUGGAUCGAACAGUGGGGAGGAGGAACACCUUCAUCGGGACUCCAUAUUGGAUGGCCCCCGAGGUCAUCGCUUGUGACGAGAACCCAGAUGCUACAUAUGAUUACAGAAGUGAUCUGUGGUCUUGUGGUAUCACAGCUAUUGAAAUGGCAGAAGGAGCACCACCACUAUGUGACAUGCACCCAAUGCGUGCACUCUUCCUUAUUCCAAGAAACCCUCCUCCUAGGCUCAAAUCAAAGAAAUGGUCCAAAAAGUUCUUUAGCUUCAUUGAAAGCUGUCUAGUGAAGAACUACACACAGCGCCCUCCAACAGAGCAGCUGCUGAAACACCCAUUCAUCCGGGACCAACCAAACGAGAGGCAAGUCCGCAUCCAGCUCAAAGACCACAUCGACCGCACCAAGAAGAAGAGGGGAGAAAAAGAUGAAACUGAGUAUGAGUAUAGUGGCAGUGAGGAGGAAGAAGAGGAUCCCCCAGAGCAGGAGGGAGAACCCAGUUCCAUUGUCAACGUGCCAGGUGAAUCAACUUUACGUCGUGACUUCAUCCGCCUGCAGCAGGAGAACAAGGAGCGGUCCGAGGCCCUCCGCCGGCAGCAGCUCCUCCAGGAGCAGCAGCUUCGUGAGCAGGAGGAGUAUAAGCGCCAGCUACUGGCGGAGAGGCAGAAGCGCAUAGAGCAACAAAAGGAGCAGAGGAGGCGACUGGAGGAGCAACAACGGCGUGAGCGAGAAAUGAGGAGGCAACAGGAACGCGAGCAGCGUCGCCGUGAGCAGGAGGAGAAGAGACGUAUAGAGGAGAUGGAUCGAAGACGUAAAGAAGAGGAGGAGCGUCGGCGGGCAGAAGAUGAGAAAAGGAGAAAUGAUCGUGAACAGGAGUACAUCAGACGUCAGCUGGAGGAGGAGCAGAGACACCUGGAGAUGUUACAGGAGCAGCUGCUCCGUGAACAGGCCAUGCUGCUGGAGUUCAAAUGGCGGGAGCUUGAGGAGCAGCGCAAGGCAGAGCGACUCCAUAAGCGAUUGCAGCAGGAGCAGGCGUACCUGCUUUCGCUGCAGCAUGAAUCCAAACAGCAACCUGCCGACAAGAACAAAUUCCCCUCAGACCAAAGCAAACCUCCACAGACCUCCACCACCCUUCCCCCCGACAGAGUCCUCACCUCCGCCCCCCAAGCUCAGGUCCUUGACAGUGCUGUCCCUGUAGCUAAAGGGCCUUAUGAGCCCUCCAGGGCCCCUCAGGCAACCCCCCCAGAGUGCACUAAACCCCAAGCUGUGCCAGUACCAGAGAAGACUGACUCUGAUGGGAACUGCCCCAUCCAGACCUCUGAUUCCAACAGCCCCAGCCCCCCACAGACUGAAACCCCCACUGACUCUAAACCUCCUCAGGCAGAAAGUGUGGAGCCCGAUAGGCCGGCUGAGCCUGUCAGUCAUCCUCCUCAGCCUAUCAGAGAGGCUGAUGAGCGCUACCGAAAAAACAUUCAGGGCUCCCCUCAGACUGCUCCUCCUCCCAAGCAGCCUCCUUUGCCUCCCCGCUCCUCUGAACCGUUCUCCAAUGGCGGCCCCUCCUCAGAGGCGUCCGCUAUGCACCGGCCCAUGGAGCCUCAGGUACAGUGGUCUCACCUGGCCGCUCUAAAGAGCAGCAACAGCGCUGCUCCCUCUCCUCCUCCUCCACCCGUGGUCUCGCGCUCCCAGUCCUUCAGCGAGCCCGGCGGUGUUACCACUAGCUUUGCACAACUCCACCUGCGUUCCCAGGACCCCCAUCACCACCACCACCCAUCGCCCGCACGCACUGACCCCCAGCCCCAACCUCCCCUCCACCACUCCCAGGCUCAGAAUAGGGCCGAACACCAGGCCAGCGCCGAAGAGGUGCCUCCGAAGGUUCCAGUGAGGACAACAUCCAGGUCUCCAGUACUGUCACGCAGAGAGUCCCCUUUGCCAUCACAACCAAGCAGCCAGGGUGGACAGAGGAAUGCUGGAAGUAAUGUGGAGCAGCGCCCACUGUGGGACCGAGUGGAGAAGCUCCAGCCGAGGCCAGGCAGCGGCAGCUCCUCCGGCUCCAACUCCAGCUCCCAGGCCAGUCCUGGAGACCGCUUCAGGCCACGCUGUGAGUCGCCUGCUUCCUCUAAAUCUGAAGGAUCGCCUCUACAGCGGCCUGAAAAUGUUCCCAAAAAACAAGAUGAAAAGAACCUUGCCAGACCUACUCGACCAGCUGGUGAUGUGGAUCUGACUGCUCUGGCUAAGGAGCUCCGCGCAGUCGACGACGUUCGACCUCAUCACAAGGUGACUGAUUACUCCUCCUCAAGUGAAGAGUCGGGCACCACUGAUGAAGAGGAUGAUGAGGAGGUGGACCAGGAAGCAGGAGAAGAGUCCACCUCAGGCGCUGAGGACUCGAGAGCUGGGAGGCAGAGUAAUGGGGAGACGGAGUCAGCCAAGACCAUGCUGGUUGAGGACUCUGAGAGCGACCAGGCCAUGACACCCUCCAAGGAUGGAACGCUGGUCAUUAGACAGAGCACCGUUGACAUAAAGCGGUUGGUCAAUCUCUCAUCCUCAUCCUCCUCUUCCUCGGCUGGCCCUGGUCAGGGCCACGGCCAGCCGCCACCCCCCAACCACGGCGUGCUGGAGAAAAAUGGCUUUGCCGGUCGCAUACACCACCUACCAGACCUUAUCCAGCAGAGCCACCUCCCCUCCUCCUCCACAACCAUCCUUUCCUCCUCCUCCUCCUCCUCCUCUUCCUCCUUCCCCUCAUCAUCUAGCCAUGCCAGUCCUGCCAUGUCCCCACAGAACCCCCUGGACAAGCUCACUGCCAUAGAGUCCCAGUCGGAGAGCAACUCAAUGUCCAAACAUAAGUCUUCCUCCUCCUUCACCCCGUUCAUCGACCCCCGCCUUCUCCAGAUCUCUCCAUCCAGCGGCAGCUCCCUCAACAACAUGGCAGCUUUUGGGCAGGAUGGACGGCUGGCGGACCCAUUGAGGUCUGACCCAUCCCGCAAAGGCUCGGUGGUCAACGUCAACCCAGUCAACACGCGUCCGCCAAGCGACACCCCGGAGAUUCGCAAGUACAAGAAGAGGUUCAACUCGGAGAUCCUGUGUGCUGCACUCUGGGGAGUGAACCUACUGGUGGGGACAGAGAGUGGCCUAAUGCUUCUGGACCGGAGUGGACAGGGCAAGGUUUAUCCCCUCAUCAACAGACGACGCAUCCAGCAGAUGGACGUCCUGGAGGGACUCAAUGUCCUCGUCACCAUAUCAGGAAAAAAGAACAAGCUGCGAGUCUACUACCUGUCAUGGCUGAGAAACAAAAUAUUGCACAAUGACCCAGAGGUGGAGAAGAAACAGGGUUGGGUCAAUGUGGGCGACCUGGAGGGCUGCGUCCACUACAAAGUCGUGAAGUACGAGAGGAUUAAGUUUCUGGUGCUGGCCUUGAAGAACUCUGUGGAGGUGUAUGCCUGGGCCCCCAAACCCUACCACAAGUUCAUGGCCUUUAAGUCUUUUGGCGACCUGGUGCACAAGCCGCUGCUGGUUGACCUGACAGUAGAAGAAGGUCAGAGGUUAAAGGUCAUCUACGGCUCCUGCUCAGGCUUCCAUGCUGUGGAUGUGGACUCCGGUGCUGUCUACGACAUCUACCUGCCAACACAUAUCCAGACUAGCAUUCAGUGCCAUGCCAUCAUCAUUCUGCCCAACACUGACGGCAUCGAGCUGCUGGUGUGUUACGAGGACGAGGGCGUCUACGUCAACACCUACGGGCGCAUCACCAAGGAUGUGGUGCUGCAGUGGGGAGAAAUGCCAACUUCAGUGGCCUACAUUAGGUCGAACCAGAUCAUGGGCUGGGGUGAGAAGGCCAUAGAGAUCCGCUCUGUGGAGACAGGACACCUGGACGGGGUCUUCAUGCACAAGAGAGCACAGAGACUCAAGUUCCUUUGUGAAAGAAAUGACAAGGUAUUCUUCGCCUCUGUGCGUGCCGGAGGUGCCAGCCAGGUGUAUUUCAUGACACUGGGCCGCACCUCUCUUAUGAGCUGGUAGCCAGGACCCCCGCACCACACCGGCUAACAUGACGAACAUACCUACGCAGAGACCAACAGAUGACAACUAAGACUAUGACCGACAAUGAUGAAGAAGCGCCAUGAGCCUGACCUGGAGAAGCCACCCUUCACUGAAGCAUCUGGACGGAGGGAGGAGCCUCUGUCUCCAGCAAACAUCGGAUUGGACUGUACUCACGAAAAGAAGGCGAGGGGUGUGGUUGUGUGUGUCCGUUAGGGGGAGGGGGGCUGGAAUGUCACAAAUCCACUGAGUAACAUAAAAGACGACAGGAAAGGAACCCCCAGAAGCCUCCAGGUUGUUGUCAGCCCCCACUCCCCCCACAUCAUCCCCUGCCGCCUGACCUUUGAGCCGAUCCCCCCCUUCUUUAAACGUAGGGGAUCUGUUGCCUGUUGACGGUAAAAUCUUUGUGUCAUAGUAAAAUUCUUCAUUGUGUCUGUGUGUGUGUGUGGAGGGCAGCGAGCAUGCGAAUGACUGAAAACAUGUAGGGACGAGAAGAGGCUAAACGCAGCCCUGAAGAAGGCUGCGAAUACAUAUUUAAAGUCAUGUGCCACACCUCGAGUGUUGCUGUGUUUAGUCCAGGUCCCGUUCAGGUAAAAUGAACUCCUUAUUCUCACCACGGUAGAUUUUCCUCAUCACUAACACUAGUCAAAGCCACAGAUUUCAUUGCUUGACAUGUAAAUCUGCCUCUGUGUCUUCACUUUUUUGCCUUGAUCUCCUUAAAGUGAGGGUUUUUAACGGACCUUCUCAAUAAUAUCCAUUAAAUACAGGGUACUGGAUGUCAGUUUGUACAUAUUAACCCCAUCAACUCUUACCUGAUUCUCACACUCCCGGGAUUUACAGACACUUUCCAAACUUUGUACCCCAUUGCCUAACGGAGGUUACAUUGGACCGAAAUACUUGUUGUUUUGACUUUAAGCCAAUCAAGUCCUUGUUUUCCAUACACUGUAUGUUCUGGAUGUGACAUGCUGCACACAAAUAAUAACAGAUAGGCUGCAGGAAGCACCCAUAGAAGAAGAUUUUAAAGGAAAAAUCCACCUUUUAGUUACUCUGACUGGUAUUUAUCACCAUCAAUCUGUGAUUAUUCUCCAGUUUUUUUGUGCCACUAGCUUAGUCUUUUACAUCCACUGGACAUACAGGCAAGCUAUUCAUUUAAAUGCAUCAAUAAUAGGUGUUUUUUUCUGGUGUUUUUUUCCUUUAACAUGAGUCAUAGGUAGGGCUAGGAUAAACUGUGAAUUAGACAUGCAGAAGUAGCAGCUGGCCAAUAAGGUAGCAUGGAGGCCAAUGGACAGGAGUGACAAUAAGGGAGUGGAGGCAGCGUGCAGAGGUCUGGAGGAGCCCAGGAUCAGCCGAUUGUCCUCCAGCUGCACUGUUAGCAGUAUAGAAAAGCUCAAAAUCCACUGUACAUUAAUGAAAGAAGUUUGGAUUUUGCGCACUGUAGGAACACUUUAGUCUCAACCAGCCAUGUGGCUCAACAUUGGACCUGUUUGUUUACUCACUCCAACGUGGACUGAGAUUCUGAGACAAAUACACGAGUUUAACCGGACAGUUUCCAUCCCACAACCUCCUUUUAUUUUUUCAUUUCACUCCCUCUGGUCCGUUCAUGAAGAGGCUGCGUUGUUUUUGUCCAUCUGCCUUUUUCCUUUAUGGAUCCGUGUCACUUCAUGUUAAAGUCGACGGAGUAUUUGUUCGAGUGAGAACCCUCCCCUCCCCUCAAAAAUAACUCUACUCUUUACUCCUGUUCUUAGUGAGGGUGAUGCCUUCACUGUCCUCGGUGGGACCUAGUAAUCGCUCUGAUCAUCUGUGAAUAGCAAAGAAGGCACACAUUCUAACAGCAGUGUUACCAAACCACUCCAGACGGCGUGAAUUAAGUGGCAUAUUUUUAACUCGGGCUUAGUUUUUAGUCUCGUUUCUGCAAUUUUUAUUAUGUAACCCUUCAGAUAAGUAUGCGACUGCAGUGGUUUUUAAAUUGUAAGGCACACCUUAUGUUGAAAAUGUUUACAGAAGCAAUUGUUUUGUUAAACCAAUGUGCAUCAAUAUGAAUAUUUAUGGUUUAUUUUGAGGGCAGUUUUUCCCUGUUUUUGUAUUUUGUAUUAUUCCCUUUUUGUACUAUCAUUUAGACAUUUGUGUACAGGAAAUAAUCGACUUUUGCUCACGUUACGGAUUACUCAAGACAAAGAGUGUGAUUUCACUGACUCCCGCUACAUCCUGCAGAAGUGCACAGUGUGCCCCUGGCUGUGGUGGAUCAAAUAUUCUCUACCACCCAGGUGCCAGGUGACGUGUCCCCCCUCAGACGUCCCUCUGCCAUGCCUCUCUAAUUUAUGUCCUCUCUGUGUCUACUAUGGGAAUUACUGUAUUUUCCUGAAGGUCUUUUUUUCCAUUGAAUAAAAUCGGAAGUAAUUUACA
Molecule: messenger RNA, 7155 nt
Organism: Sphaeramia orbicularis (orbiculate cardinalfish)
Lineage: Eukaryota; Metazoa; Chordata; Actinopteri; Kurtiformes; Apogonidae
Product: mitogen-activated protein kinase kinase kinase kinase 4
Biological process (GO): protein phosphorylation
Cellular component (GO): cytosol
Molecular function (GO): ATP binding; protein kinase activity
Source: RefSeq, a predicted model, not a curated record